AUGUCAGGCCUUCUCUCAAUUGAGUCGCAGCUCGUCAGCACCGCGCAGCGCCACUUCCACAUCCGUUGUGGCCAUGUACAGUCUCGGCGCGGUGACGGUUGGUUGCUGGUCUCUUUUUCGCCUCUUGGGCCCGAUACCAGACUAGAGCUGGAGGUGCAGGCACUAUGCAGCGCGCUUGUGCGCGAUGUCACUGGCAGCCGCGUUGCCUCAGUGCGACUCACCGGCGAGGAUAAAGAGACACAGUUUGGGAAGUUGGCGGACAAGAGUGUCUCCUUCGCAAAACUGCUGCGCAAAUCGGGUGUGUCGUUGGACGUAGGCAGUGAUCCAGGCAAGGACGACGAUGGCAGCGCGAGUGUGGAUGCACUGCCAAACGCUCCUGGUGUGGCGGAGAUGGUAGAGAUGCUCUACCACGAUGUCGUGGCAGAGUCAAAGCAGGGCGCACGCGCCAUUGUGCAGUUUCCGUCCCUUCUGUGCCCUCAGGGGACCCGCUGCGACGUUGUGCUGCAAGGCGCGAUCUGCGUGAAAGCGUUUUCGAAGACUGCCUUGCCCGUUGAGGAGGACGUGGGAUCUGCCACUUCGACGGUCACGGUGACCGCUAAUGCCGACGGCGACACGGAUGACGAAGCCGAGCCGCUUGGCGAUGCGGCUGACGGUGCGCAUGCGCCCCACCGCUCUCGCGCUUCGGAAUUGGAGGAUAAGGCGGCGGCCGCGGCGCCGAGGUCCACUACGAAUGGUAGGGCUUUCCGCAGCCGGGGUGACUCGAUGUGGCAAAACUCGCACAGCUCGCUGAAGCUGCCAGAAGGGGCGCUGGCGAAGGUGUGGAUCGAGACCCGCGUGUGGGCACAGGCACUCGCGUCGAAUGCCGGCACCUCUGUCGAGGCCGAACUACCAGCCGCGUGGCGUUCUAGGGCAUUCAACCUUGCCGAGGCUCCCGAGGCGCUGCGCAUGGUACACCGUGCACUGGCCCAUUACUGGAACGAAAACCGCGCCGCGAACACAGACCGCAUCAAGGUCACGACGUUGUCAUUGCUGAGCAUCGUCUUCGGUGACGUGAGGGAGUACCUGCGUGGCCAGGUGGAACUGUACAGCCCCGACUGGCGAGCACCAUGGCGGAUGCCUGUCGAGGAGCUGAGCUGCGCUGUUGACCUGUGCAAGCAGUGGAACAGGACGGUAUCGCAGUUGGUGCGGCAGGACUGGGUCGGCUGGGAGGGGCACAUGUUCCACGACGAGAGCUUCGACGCCUUUGCGCAGCGCCUGCACACGGUGCUGCGGAUUCGUGAGACGCUUGCGAGCAUGCAAGCACUGGGUGAGGCGAUUCCGGCCACUCUGCAUCCAGAGCACAUCUUCGCGGAGGUGAAUGCUGUCGACAUGCGCGGUGUGUCGGCCACAGCGUGGGAGUCACGGGUUGGGCAGUUUGAGAAGGAGUUCUCUUUUGCCGAGCCCGCCCUGCGGAACCGCGUGAAGCAACUCUUUCAAUCUCCAGCUUCGGACGUGCAGCUGCGUCUUCUGCGGAAGCACCGCUCGCUGCUGCGCCUCUGCGAGGUGCGCAGUGCUGUGACUCGAGAGAUGGACGGCGUUGCCGCGUACCUUGUCGAGCAGCUGAAUCGCGUGUACGCGCGGUUUGAGAACAACGGCCGGCGCGCGACGACGCCGCUGCAGAAGCUGCGUGCGGCGAAAGGGUGCGUGGCGGAGUGCGUGAUGGUGCCGGAGGAGGCGGCCAAGGUGUUUGGCUCCACGGAUGUGCUCACGGAGAAAGUGACGGCCCACGCGCGCGAGCUGAUCCGCAAGGCAGCUCAGGAGGAGGCGGUCAUCAUGGAGGACUGGUGUGCGUCGGUGGAAUCGACUGCAAAGAGGAUGCUCGAGCUUCGAGAUGCCGUUAUGGUGUCCAAGGUUCAGGAUGCACAACUGCAGCAGCAACGACCGUACCUGCUGACGUGCACAGUGCACCUGUCACUGCGCCAGUUCAUGCAGGAGGUGCGCAACGUGCGGGCGUGGCUGAACGAUGUCGAGGUGCGACAGGACCCGGAACGGCACCGUGGCGGCACUGGGGAUCGCGGAAACAGCGCGGCGCAAGGUAAGUCGGCGACGGCGUCGCAGCUCUGGCGGCUGAGCAGCCGCACCGAGAGCACGAUUUGCGCCUGUGAGCACCUCUGUGCCGCAGCACUGCGCACACAGCAGUGCGUCGCCAACCACAACACCGUGAUUGCGCAGAUUCUCCCGUGCACGCGCCGGAUGCUUCUUCCUGCCAUAGAAAAGAGUAUGUUGCAGUUGCUGUAUGACGACGCCGCCACGAGGGCUGUGGCCGUUGCGAAUUACCAAGAACUUGAAGGCGCGAAUCUGCGCUUCCAGAACACAAUUGAGGCCCUCAGCAACGCCAACCGGCAGGUCCGCCGUUUUCACGAGGAGUUCGGCCAGCAUGUGAUGGCCCUCAUGGGCGUCGACCUUACCUCGCACAUGGAGCAGUGGCGCAUCACCGUCGACGACCUGCGCAGCAGGAUGGAGGAUUUCCUCGCGAGGCAGCACCUGUCUGACCACGACGACUGGCGCCGGUAUUGGGAUGGGCAGAUCUACAAGGCCCUCGAGUACCAGUAUCGCCGCGGCUUGGAGAGGUUGCAUGAGGAGAUGACGGAGUUCAAGGUGGAGCUGGUACUGAGGCAGGGUAUUGUGCACUUCAAGCCCAGCUUGGAGGCCAUCCGCGAGGCCUACUACGUCAAACUACGCGAGUUUGUCAGCGUGCCGCUGCGCUUCCGCGGAUUGCAGCCCAAGCGGCAGGACGCGAGCACGCCGUAUGAGAUGUACCCUUUGAUGCCGCUCACCAACAACGACCGCAUCCUCACAGUGCACAUGAAGGCGAUGGAGCUCUUCGCGAAGCUCAACCGCGUCCGCAAAGCGUUUCGCUCGCACAUUGUCGUCGGUCUGUGCGGCAUCAACGGCUCGCCUCACCUGGACACGAUUGCGGAUGCGUGGAUGGAGAAGAUGGCCGGGAAGAUCAGCCAGGGCUUUCAUACUGUGGAGGAGCACCGGGAGAAGAUAGGCAAGAUCGAGGACGUCAUGAAGAUUGACUGUUUUGCCAUCAGCACCGUUCCGGUGCGCGCGAGCAUCGAGGAGCAUCUGCAUCGCCUGGAGGAGGCCCUCCUGAACGGAAUACGCCGCCACAUCCAAACCUCGCUGAAUGAUAUCGACGAAUUUGUACUGGGCGUGUCAAACAUUGUGGAGCGGCAACCAACGACGAUGGACGAGGUCGGAGAGGCCAAUAAGCGCUACAGGGAGUCGCUGGAGCAAGUAAGCAUCUACGAGAAGAAGCUGGAGGAGGUGCUGGAGCAGAACAAGGAGCUGCGCAACCACGUCGGCACCUCCAUCGACAUAGGCGCCACCCGCACCCGCUGGGACCACAUGAAGGACGCGAUGGCAUCUCACACGAAGGUGAUGGAGGCUGCGGUAUCGAAGAUGCGCGUCUCCCUCAACAGCCUCAUUCAGCGCUUCCUGAAGGAUGAGCAGCGUUUCGCUGACGGGUGGAAGCGGCAGAAGGCGCAGCUGAUGCAGGCCUUUCUGGGCAAGGAAACCAAGGUCAUUCACAAAGUGCUGCUAUCCCUCAAGGAUCAGCUGCAUGACUUGGCUGACCUCGAGCUCCAGGCGAAGGAGCUGGAGUCAAAGUGCGAGUUCUUUGGGCAGGUGAAGCCGGUCUUUGGAGUGCUGCGGGACACUAAGAAGGACGUGCAGGCGACGAGUGCCAUGUGGUCGCUCUACGACACCUUCGAGGCGGAGCUCGAGAAGCUGCGCGCUGAGGACUGGCUCACGUUCCGCGCGCAUACGUUUCAGUUCGAGGACUUCUGCAAGGAGUGGCGAACAAAGCUCGAGAAGAUGAAGGAGAGCAACACCGCGGCCGCGGGGGACGAGGCCGAGGAGGGCAAGAGGAGGAAGUCGAACAAGGACAGCGGCAACGCGACGAACACAGCUAACAGCGCCAACAACCCCAUCGCGGUCUAUCUGCUGAACAUGAUCUCGGACUGGGCGAAUGCGAUACCGCUCCUGAAGUUUGUUCGCGGCGAGGGGUGGAUGACGGAGCACUGGAACGAAAUGUUUCGCCUCCUCAGCAUACCCAAGGAGACGACCAGCACAAGCCUCACGUUCGGCGUGAUUCUCGACCACUACUCGGAGCUUCUGGAAAAGGAGGGGGAGCUGAAGCACCUGCACGCCCGCGCGUACGGCGAGAUCCAGCUGCGGGAGGCGCUGCAGGACAUGCGAAAGUGGGCGCUCGAGGCUGUUUUCAGCCUCACGGCACCGACAGAGAGCGCCAGCAAGGUGCGCCUCAUUACGGACUGGAAGGAGAUUAUGACGCAGGUCAGCGACAACCAGGCCCUCGUGAACUCGCUCAAGGACAGCCCGUUCUUUGUGCACUUCGCCGACGAGGCGUCUGGUUGGGAAUCGAAGCUUGCUUCUCUCUCGCAGAGCCUCACGUUGCUGAACAGCAUUCAGCGUCGGUGGGCGUAUCUGGAGCCGAUCUUUGCCCGCGGCGCGUUGCCUCACGAGCAGGCCCGCUUCAAACGUGUGGACAAGGAGUUCGUCGGCAUCUUGCGCGAGGUCGAGGCGGAUCCGCGUGUGAUGUCUUUGGUAAACCAGACGGACGUGAAUGAGAAGCUGAAGGGCAUCCUCGAGCAGACGGAGCGGUGCCAAAAGUCCCUCAUGGAGUUCCUGGAGGCGAAGCGUGGCAAGCUGCCGCGCUUCUACUUCAUCAGCGACGAGGACCUUCUUGAGAUGCUCGGCCACAGCCAGAACCCGUCUGUAAUUCAGGUACAUCUCAAGAAACUCUUUAUGGGCAUCCACGCCGUCACCUUCAGCAGCGACAACACCAGCAUCACACACAUGAUUAGCGCCGAUGGAGAGGAGGUGGCGCUGCGCAGGCCGGUGGCGAUUACAGGCAGUGAUGUGGAAGACUGGCUUCUGGCACUGGAUGCGAGCAUGCAGGACACACUGCACGAGCUGCUCACCAGCUGCGUCAAGCAGCCAGACGCGACCACAAAGGACAGUGUCCUCACCUAUCCCUCGCAAAUCCUUCAGGUCGCGCAGGGCGUGCACUUCGCCCGCGAAGCCGAGAAGGCGAUCGCUGCGCAGUCCCUCAACGAGCUGCUGACGUCGCUCCGUCGUCGGCUCGACGGACUCGUCGCCAUGACACCAGAGCUGGACGCGUUGCAGGUGCUGAAAGUGAAGGCGCUUAUCCUCGACACGAUUCACAACAUUGAGGUUGUCGAGCUCCUCAUGAAGCGCAACGUCCGCCGUGUGGACGAGUGGUGGUGGAAGAAGCAGUUGCGGUACCGCAUGUCUACGGAUGGCACGCACCGCUGCACCGUCCACAUGGCCGACACGCAGUUCGACUACGCGUACGAGUACCAAGGCAACGCGGCGAAGCUGGUGUACACGCCGCUGACGGACCGCUGCUACCUCGUCCUCACAAAGGGCAUGGACCUGGGCUACGGCGGCAACCCCUACGGGCCCGCGGGCACCGGCAAGACAGAGUCUGUGAAGGCACUUGGCUCAGCGAUGGGUCGCCAGGUGCUUGUCUUCAACUGCGACGAGGGCAUCGACUUUAAGGCGAUGGGGCGAAUCUUCCUCGGCAUUGUCAAGUGCGGCGCGUGGGGCUGCUUCGACGAGUUCAACCGCCUCAAGCUCGAUCAGCUUUCCGCCAUCUCACAGAUGAUCCAGGUCAUUCAGCAGGCCCUCAAGAACAAGGAGCCGAGUUGCAUGCUGCUGAACAGUGAAAUCACGGUGAACACGAAUGCGGGCAUCUUCGUGACGUUGAACCCUGCUGGAAAAGGCUACGGCGGUCGGACGCGACUGCCGGACAACCUAAAGCAGCUCUUCCGCGAGGUGGCGAUGAGCGUGCCCGACAACGAGCUCAUCACGUCGACGGUGCUCUUCUCCGAGGGGUUCACGCAUGCGCGGGCGCUGGCCAAGAGCAUUGUUGCGCUCUACCGCCUCUCUGGGCAGCUCAUGAGUCGACAGCAGCACUACGACUGGGGCCUGCGUCCGCUGAAGGCAGUGCUGCGACUCGGCGGUACGCUGCUGCAGCGCUGGAGGAAGGAGAACGCCGGCGCCGCAGCAACUCGGUCGAUUGAGGAGGAGCUCAUCUUGCAGUCCCUGAACAUCAACACCAUCAGCAAGCUCACCUUCGACGACGCGCGAGUCUUUCAAGGACUGCUGCGCGACAUCUUCCCCGGCGUGGAGUCGCGGGACAUCACUUACAAAGAGCUGGAGGUGGCGGUGGCAAGUGCGGUCAAAGCACUGGGCCUGCAGCCGAUUCCCGCACAGCAGAAGAAGGUACUUCAGCUGUACGAGGCGCUGCAGCAGCGCACGGGAGUGGUGCUGGUGGGCCCCAGCGGCAGCGGCAAGAGUACCCUGCUCAGCAUCCUUCGCAAGGCUCUUCAGACGAUGCAGAUUGAGGUGCCCAUGCACGUCAUGAACCCCAAGGCGAUGACGCGGCGUUGCUUGCUCGGCUACAUGGACGCUGAUACACGGGAGUGGCACGACGGCGUCCUGACGGCGGCGGCGCGCGACGUUGUGAAGCAGCCGAAGGAGGCGCGACCGUGGGUGCUGUGCGAUGGCGACAUCGACCCGGAGUGGAUUGAGUCUCUCAACUCGGUGCUGGAUGAUAACAAGCUGCUGACGAUGCCGAACGGCGUGCGUAUCCAGUUUGGCGCCAACGUGAACUUUAUCUUCGAGACGCACAGCCUCGAGUAUGCGUCACCGGCGACGGUGUCGCGCAUGGGUGUGCUCUUCUUCUCCGAGAAGGACGUGCAGCUGGAGGCGGUGGUGGAGUCUGGCAUGGCGUUCAAGUCAGUGCAUACAAAGAGGGUGGUACAGCCACUCAUCCUCAAGUAUGUCUUUGCCGCUGUCGACGAGGCGCAGCGACUAAAUGACUUCCCUGUUGCCACGACGCGCAUGGGCCUGCUGCAGACGUGUCUGCUGCACGUGAUGCUAGCCAGGAAUGUGCAGGACUUCGCGUACUCGCUGGUGCGCGGCCUGUGCGGAUGCCUGAAUGCCAGCAGCGCGGCGAAGCUGGCGGGCUGGAUCUACACCACAAUGGGGCAGAAGCCCUGCUCCGACAGCCGCCCGUUCGACUCCUACUGGGACGACACGCUCAAGCGCGCUGUGGAGUUUACGGCAGACCUCUCGACCCCGGUGACCCCGGCCGAGCUGCUGGCGGGCCGCCCACCAGUGGUGCAGACGGUGGAGGUAAAGCGGCUCGUCUCCACGCUGCAGCCGCUCUUGGAUGAUAGCAGCUGCAAACCGUUUUUCGUUGUUGGGCCGGAGGGGUGCGGGAAGGGCGCCUUGCUCGGCUAUGUCUUCUCCACCCGGCCAACAUUGCGCACGACGACGAUCAACUGCAGCGCACAGACGGACUCCACGCACGUCAUUCAGAAGAUCGAGCAGGCGUGCGUCUUGGCAAACACCAAUGCCGGGCCCAUGUACCGUCCGCGCGAAGGGGAGCGGCUCGUCAUCAUUCUCAAGAGCGUGAAUCUGCCGAAGGCGGACAGGUACGGCACCGUGGAGCUGCACUCCUUUUUGCAGCAGCUUAUCCUCUACAACGGCUUCUACAACCAGGACCUCGAGUGGGUAGGGGUUGAACGCGUGCAGAUCGUCGCCAGCAUGAACCCUACUCCAUCGGCCGGCCGUUACCCGGUUACACCGCGGCUACUGGCGCUCGCCAGCAUCGUGACCGUAUCCUACCCAUCCAAGACGAGCCUUGUGCAGGUGUACGCCACGUACUGGGCGAGUCUGUUGCGGCAGACGAACAUUGGCCAAGGUAAAGACUAUGAAAAGGGCACGCAGCUGGCGCACUUCAUGCUGCAGGUAUACGACAAGGUGCGUCGCCAGUUUGAGGGUGAGGAGUACGCGCACUUCUCCUUCAGCCCCCGCCACCUUACCAAGUGGGUCACCAACGUACUCCUCUACCACAUCGACACCCGCACCACGCUGCCGGCGGUGCUCGCCUACGAGGCCAGCCGCAUCUUUACCGACUGCCUCCCGAGCGCCGAGGACCGUAGACAGGCGCUGCGGACCUUCUCGGAGCAGCUUGCCACUAUCGGCUACGCGAUGCCGGCAAAGGAGGAUCGCUUCACCACGAUGUUCGUCACUUGGUUUGACCCGGAGAACGGUGCCGCCGCCGUGGCUGAGACUGACGAGCAGGCGCUACCGACGACCGUCGCUGGCGAUGACGAGGGCAGGAAGACUGGCGAUGGUGCGAGAGCCAACAGGAGUGGCGGUGGUGACGCGGCUGGCAAAACUUCUGCCGCGGCGGCGACGAGCUGCCGUGCGGUGCUCAAGCUAGUGCAGAAGAGGUACAGCGACGUGCGGGACGAGGCAGAGCGCGGACUGCUGCAGUACAGCCGCGAGUUCAAGGAGCUCCACGUCCCUCUCAUCCCGGAAAUCUUGUGCUGGGUGACCUACGUCGACCGAGUGCUGGCCCGCCCGGGCGGCCACCUCAUCUUGGUUGGCAGCACCGGUGUCGGGCGGCGCAACGCCGUGCUUCUGGCGGCGCACCAGCAACGGCGCGAGGUGGUAUCGCUGAACAUGACGCACGACUACAACCUCAAGCAAUUCCGGCUUGACCUCCGCGGCUUCAUCCAGCGCGCCACGGUGCAGAAUACGCCGCUGGUCCUCCUCAUCGAGGAUCACAACAUUGUCAACGCGGCGUUUCUGGAGUAUGUGAACAGCCUGCUAAGCAGCGGCGAGGUCCCAGGGCUGUUCACACAAGAGGAGAUGGAGACAAUGUUCUCAUCGAUGCGUGACGACGCGGCCAACGAUGGUCACAUGGGGGCGAUUUACGCCUACUUUGUGGAGCGGCUGCAGCGCAACCUGCGCAUAGCCCUCAUCAUGGACCACCGUCACGAGCUCUUCAUGAUUCGUCUGCAUUCCAACCCAGCCCUCAUGAGCAAGUGUGAGCUGCUGUGGAUGGGGACGUGGAGUGGUGACAUGACCAAGACAAUCUGCAAGACAUAUCUGGCGGACGAAAUCGCCGCGCUCGAAUCGAACCCGACGAACAAAGGCUUCCACGUGCACCGCGAGAUCAACGCCAUUCACGAAGGCAUGGGUGUCCGCUCCACUCCGCAUGCUGUGCAGGUGCUGCUCAAAACAUUCCGCGCCAUCCUAGCCAGGAAGAGCAGCUCCAGCAAGGAUAAGAUGGGGCGGCUGGAGGCCGGCUUAGUGAAGCUGAAGGAGGCCGAGGAGAGUGUGGAAAAGGUAAAGAGGGACGUCGCGGAGAAGAAGAAGGAUGUCGAGAGGAUGCAGAAGGCGGCGGACAAGGCGCUGAACGAGAUCCAGUCCAGCAUGGAGGAGUCCCAGGAGCAGCGUGACGAGGCGGCCACCCUGCAGGAGCAUCUCAAGGAAGAGCAGACGUACAUUGCGAAGAGUCGCGGACAGGUGGAGGAGGAGCUUGGGAGUAUUAAGCCAAUGAUGGAAGCCGCGCGCGACGCCAUCAGCACCAUCCGCAGCGAGCAGCUCAACGAGAUCCGCUCCUUGCUAUCCCCGCCGGAGGCGAUCCGCGUCGUUCUCGAGGGCGUCCUAGCGUUGCUCGGUGUGAACGAUGUCUCGUGGCAGUCGAUGCGACAGUUCCUCGGUGAGCGUGGUGCGAAGCAGCGUAUUCUCGACUUCGAGGUCAAGAACAUGACCCCCGACAUCCGCCGCCGCGUCGAGAAGCUGCUGCGCGACCGCGCCUCCUUCUUCAAGGCCGAAACCAUUCAGCGCGCCUCGGUGGCCGCGGCGCCGAUGGCGGAGUGGGUCAAGGCGAUGGUGGAGUACUCAGCCAUCAUGGAGCGCAUCUCACCUCUGACGCAGCAGCUGGAGCAGCUGGAGACGAACCAGAAAGACGGCGCCGCCAAGCUCGAGCAUCUGCAGAAGAGGCUGAAGAAAAUCGAUACGAAAGUGAAGGAGCUGCGUGAGGGCUUCUCUGAGAAGUGUAAGGAGGCAGAGCGGCUCAGAGGUAAGCUGCAGGCUGCCGAGGAGGAACUGGCGAAGGCGAAAAGCCUACUGGACAAGUUGAAUGGCGAGAAGGGUCGAUGGGCCACCGAGGCGGCCGCGAUCCUGGAGGUGAACAACACGAUGCCGAAGCGUGCCCUGGUCGCCGCCGCCUUCCUGACCUACCUUGCCCAGGAGACGGAGGACGGCCGGCACCGCUUUCUGAAGAUGUGGUGCGACCGGCUGGGCUUCCCAGAUGUUGUUGAGGUGACGCACUUCCUUCGAACCGAAGGGGACCUCCUCCAGUACAAGUCCGAGGGUCUGUCGGCGGAUGGACUCAGUCUGGAGAACGCGGUGGUCAUGCUGGACGCGGAGCAGACGCCGCUCGUCGUCGACCCGGCGAGUAAGGCGGUUGAGUGGAUGCUGGAGCACCUGAAGAGGGCGAACACCGUUGUCGAAACGGUUUCACUGCACGAUGAACGCUUCACACACACGCUUGAGCUUGCCAUCCGCUUCGGGAAGACGCUGAUCGUCACGGAGGUGGCCGACAUCGCGCCUCUGCUCUACACCGUCCUGCGCCGCGACCUCAUGCCUGCUGGCGCGAAGCGAGUGGUGCAGGUGGGCAACAAAACAGUGGAGUGGCAUGACAACUUCCGAAUCAUGCUCUUCUCGCGGCAGUCGGAGCUGCGACUGUCCCCCAGUGCCGCGGCUCUGGUGACGGAGGUGAACUUCUCCGUGACGAGCCUCGGCCUCGAAGACCAGCUUCUUGGAGUCACGCUGCAACAGGAGCGGCCAGAGCUGGAGAAGCAAAAGGUGGAGCUGCUCAAAGAUGAGGAGAGUUUGCAGCUGCAGCUCAGUAAACUGGAGGAGCGUCUUCUCAGCGACCUCGCGGAGUCGCAGGGUGACUUGCUCGAGAACACGAAGCUCAUCAAGUCCCUCAACGAGGUUAAGGUGCAAGCCUACAAUAUCCAACAGUCCCUCGCGCGCUCGCACGAGCUGCAGGUGGAGCUGGAUGAGAAGCGCGAGGUGUACCGCCCCUUCGCGCACCAUGGGGCUCUUCUCUUCUUCAUCGUUCGCGACAUGGAGAUGCUCAACCACAUGUACCAGUACGGUAUCAACGACUACAUCACCCUCUUCACGCAGACGCUCAAGACCUACCAAGGCGACGACGAGGCGGGGGCAAAGGUGCAGGCUCUCAUCGCGAGCUUCACCAAGACCUGCUUCCACAGCGUGGCGCGCGGACUCCUCAAAAAGGACCGCAUCGCCUUCGGGCUCCACGUCCUGCACGGUCUCUGGCCAGCCGAGUAUCCGCAGGAUCUGUGGGGCGCGCUGGUGGGGACCAUCACCAACGUGAAGGCGGGCAAGGACUUGCAGUUGCCGAAGUGGGCGCCGCCUUCAAGCAGGAUCAAGUACGCCAGCAUCGUCUCCAGCGCGGCCGGACAGGCACUGGCGGAGAAGUGGCACGUGCUCGACCCGAGUCGGUGGGCCGCCGUCAUGAACCACGCCACACCGGAGCGCGAGUUGGGGCCACGUGCCGCGGGCAGCAACAUGGACGCGAGCGCGGCUGUGUCAGACAUGGAGAGGCUGCUGUGGAUCAACACAUUCCGUCCGGACCGUGCGUCCGCCACCGCGCUGCAGAUCAUCCUGCGCAAGCUGGAGCUGGCGUCGCUAGCCCCUGUUAUAUCCCUCGAGAGUACGAUCCUCAGCAACAGCGCUACCGCCCCGAUUCUGCUGAUCACCUCGAGUGGCGCCGACCCGAGCAUGGAGAUACAGGAUGUGGCAACGCAACUCGUGGGCAAGGAGCGCUUUGUGCAGCUUGCACUUGGUGGUGGCCAGACAGACAACGCGCUGCAGCUGGUGCGGCGCUGCGCCGUGCAGGGCGACUGGCUGCUGCUCAAGAACCUCCACCUCGUUCUGGACUGGGCCUCCGUGCUCGAGAACGAGCUGUGCUCGAUGCCCCCGCCGAACACGAGCUUCCGCCUCCUCCUCACCACCGAGCCGCACGACCUCUUUCCCAGCGUGCUGUUGCGCAUGUCGAACAAAGUUACUGUGGAGGCGCCGCCAGGGGUGAAGCAGAACCUGCUGCGCACCUACAGCCUCUGGGACGGCGCGUUUCUCGCGGCACAGUCGCACGCCGGCGCGCGACUUCUCUUCGGACUCGCCUGGUUCCACGCUGUGGUGCAGGAGCGCCGGACAUAUGUGCCGCAGGGCUGGUCCCAAUGCUAUGAGUUCUCGCCGGCUGACCUGAAGGCGGCGACGAAUGUGCUGACAAGCUUGGCAAAGGAGCCGCAGCUUGACUGGGUGACGCUCACUGGCUUUCUCGAAACCUGUCUCUACGGCGGCCGCCUCGAGAACGCGGAGGAUGAGAGGGUGCUGCAGCUCCUCAUCCAGACGUACUUCAACGAGGGCGUGCUGUUCAAGGAGACGUCGCCACUGUUUUCCGGCGUGACGGCCGCGCACGCCGGCGACCACGACAAGAUGGUGGCAGUGCUGCAGGCGAACAUGCCCGACGUCGACCCGCCGGCACUGCUCUGCAUGUGCGACAACGCGGACCGCACCGUGCAGGAGGACGCGGCACACGCCACGCGCGAGUCGCUCCGUGAGCUUUGCAAGAAGGAAAGCACGGCGGAGACGAGCGGCGAGAAGUGGCGAGAGCGGCUGAGGCAAGUGAUGGAGGUGUGGAAGGGCAGUGGCAUUGCGGCGAAUGGCGUUCCGCAGACGGUGUCGAGUCCCACGCGUGACCCAGAGCCGAUGGAGAUCUUCUUCAUCAGCGAGGUGAACUUGCUCACCGCCCUCAUCAAGGACCUGUCAGCCUUCUUUGAUACGUUGCACGGCGUGGCGGAGGGGACCAUCAUCCCUGACGCGGAGGUGCGUGCGGAGGCGACCGAGCUGAUGAGUGGUCGUAUGCCAAGCCGCUGGCUGGACCGCAUGGACGGUCCACAGGAGGCAAAGAUGUGGCUCGCGCUGCUGUGGCGCAAGUACAACACGACGCGCGACCUCGCGAAGGCGCCGUUCAGCACGACGGCGACGUACGACCUCUCAUCGCUACUGCGGCCGCAGACCUUUUUCAACGCGCUGCGGCAGCAUACGGCGCGGGUGGCAAAGGCGCCCCUCACGGAUCUUGUCUUGGAAGCCACAAUGAACAAUGUGACGCACGGGAGCGUCACAAUCAAGGUGGCGGCGAAGAGUCUGGUGAUGCAGGGCGCGGCGCUCACGGGCGACGGCUGCCUCACGACUGUGCAGGGCAACUCACCGUCCUGCGUGCAGCUCAGUGUAGACAUCGCGGUCAGCUGGGUGCCAGUGGGGAAGGUGAAGCACUCCAGUCAAAGUGUUGUCAUCCCAGUCUAUGCGGACGCAGAGCGCCACACGAGGAUCUUCUCGCUGCGUGUGAAGUGCGCCGGCGAGGCGGAGGCGACCAAGGCGGCGCUCAACGGUGUUGCGUGCUACUUGGUGAAUCUGUAG
Molecule: messenger RNA, 13413 nt
Organism: Leishmania mexicana MHOM/GT/2001/U1103
Lineage: Eukaryota; Euglenozoa; Kinetoplastea; Trypanosomatida; Trypanosomatidae
Product: putative dynein heavy chain
Exons: 1
Coding region: 1-13413 (4470 amino acids)
Biological process (GO): microtubule-based movement
Cellular component (GO): dynein complex
Molecular function (GO): minus-end-directed microtubule motor activity; dynein light intermediate chain binding; ATP binding
Source: RefSeq, a predicted model, not a curated record